UUCACGCUGGGUUGUGGCGUCCCGGUCCCCAAGGGUCAGAGCCCUGCUCCGUGCCAGGAUUAUGGCAUCCUCAUCCCUGUGAGUCAGACCUGUUCCACACUGGGGUGAUGGCAUCCCAGUCCCCAAGGGUCACAGCCCUGCUCCGCCCCCUUUCUCAGCCAGAAAUAACUUCUGUCCCGUGGUUGGACCUUGGCAUCUGGGCUGGAGCCCAGCACGGGUUGGGGCGAGAAGCAGGAGCCCAAGGGUGCCGUGAAGGGCCAGCAGAGGCCACCGAGUGCUGGUGGCUGCAGCUUGGCUUCAGCCUCAUCCCCAGCACAGCAGGAGAAGCAUCUUCAGUGCCCCAGUAGCAUCUGGGGUAUCCCCUGGCCAGGUAGGGAAGCCAGAGAGGAUCCAUCCCCCUCUCACAGAGCUGCCCCAGGAGCACAGCAGCAAGUGAUGGCCAUCAUGAGACCGGGCCCUGAAGAUGCCUCCUCAGAGCCCCAGCUGGACCUGGGGAAGAAGAUGAGCACAACACACGACCUGAUGAUCGAGGAGCUCUCCCUGCCGAACAACCGUGGCUCCCGGCUCUUCCAGCAGCGCCAGAAACGGGUGCAGCGCUUUGUCUUUGAGCAUCCCAGUGGCUCCAGGCAGCUCUCAGGGCAAGGGGCAGGCAGCUCCCACACUGGGAGAGGUGGUCCAGAAGGAACAGUGAAUGAACAGAUGACAGGUGAGAAUGUUGGGGGUCAGGAGAAUUAUCACUCCGAGCUCCACGUAGCAGCAUCACCCCAAGGUGGCCCCCCAGAAGUACCCAAAAAGUCAGAGAAGGUCUUGCACAUGAGCAAAGUCCUGAACCCCAGUGCCCUGGCCCCAGGGUACUCCAGCCCCCUCAAAGAAAUCCCUCAUGAGAAGUUCAAUGCCACUGCCAUCCCCAAGGGCUACCGGUCCCCGUGGCAGGAGCUCUUUGGUGACAGGGACAACGCUGUGUCUAGCAAGAACCCGCCACCCAUGAGACCCCCUGCGUGGGACUUCAGGAGCUUCAACAGGACUCCAGCCCCGUUUGACAGGGCGCUGGUUGGUGAGCUGUUCUCUUUGCCCACCGUAGAGCUGGAUAACCUGAGUGUGCUGGAGGUGAUUUCCCACAGGCCCAACUUCAACAGGGUGGCCCAAGGCUGGGUGCGGAUCCUGCCGGAGAGCGAAGAGCUGUAGGACGUGCACUCCUUUCCCCACGGCCACAGAUGGUUCUCUCACUGGGCUUGGACACGCUCGCACGGGAUGGGAGGGGAGGGAGGGCAGGAAUCCUUCAUGGAAGCUCAGCUGGUGGGUUUGGGUCAUCAUCUUUGAGUGGGGUUUGAAUGAGCUCAAGUGUGGGACUAUUCUGAGUUCCCCUUGCAGUUAGUGCCAAGCCAACCAGCCAAAUCCUCGCUGUUAAUCCAGCAGAUCCCUGCAAGCUCCCGUACAAAACAUCCUGUACAGCCUGUCCUCUUUCCUGCCUCAUGGAAAACAGCAGCACCACCAGCUGCAACACACCAAAGCUGCCUCACUGCAUCCUCACUGGCACAUGAGACCUGCUCGGACAGCUGGUGCUUUUGCAGAGAAAUUCCAUCUUCAGGACAACUCUGCAUCUGUCAUUCCAGUCAGGACGCAGACAGGAGGCAAUAAUGGAAGAGCAGUAUCAAAACAAGUUACUUGAGGCAUUGGCAUGUUUAAAGCAGCUACCCUGAGCUUGGCUGGACAACAAAAACAAAUGGAGUUGGAAUCUACCUGCUUACCAACACAGCACAGUCACGGCAGAUGGGAGAGGAAUGCUGGGAGUUGGAAACUUGUGCUGUUUUCCAGAAGCUACUGGCUAGCACUUGGCAACUAUUUCCCCCCUCAUACUGCUCUUUGCAUGUCUUGCUUGAACAUCUAAUCUAGCUCUUGGAGUGACUUAUGACAGAUUUGCUUCAUGUAGUUGGUCAAUGAUCAGGCCCGACCUGGACCUGCUGCCCUGCAGAACCACACCAGCGUGAGGACGCUGCCAGGGUGUUCUGGUAACUUCAACACCAGUGGGAAGGAAAAGCAGCACGGCUGUGCCUCCAGAGCAAGCACAGGCUUCCCUGGGAACGUGAAAAUCAGCAACGAGGAUCCAACUGCACCAACAUUUCCAGCAGUGACACACAGUGGAACGUGCAGCUAACAACAGCCUACAAUCACCAGAAUACCUGGGGAACCCCAUUCACAAAAACCUCUGACUCAACACAGGCUUCCUUCAAUUGCUUUUGUCAGGUUCUUAAUGUUACCCUUUCUUAUACUCUCAAAAGCACCAGGAUAAAAGUUCUUUUUUCCACCACUGUGGUUAAAUGGGGCAAGUAAACGUUGUGGUAAAAAUGCAGUUAGUAGCUGCCUCAUUUGUGAAGUUCGUAAUGCUGUGCAGAGCAAACCCCACACAGGGAUUCUGCUGCCACAACAUAUCAUUCAGGUGGGAAGCUUUCAUUACUCUGUUUCCCACAGAAGCAGGAGGGGGCAAGCAAACGGAAAGAAAAAUGGUUUGUUCCUUAGAAACAAUAAAUCUAUGAUGCUUAACUGCU
Haemorhous mexicanus (house finch) is the source of this 2546-nucleotide messenger RNA. It is a transcript of the gene MYOZ3, whose product is annotated as myozenin 3. NCBI's taxonomy places the organism in Eukaryota, Metazoa, Chordata, Aves, Passeriformes, Fringillidae. Gene Ontology annotation, cellular component: actin cytoskeleton; Z disc. The transcript has 7 exons. Bases 436 to 1185 code for a protein of 249 amino acids. The record is from RefSeq and is a predicted model, not a curated record. Gene Ontology annotation, molecular function: actin binding; FATZ binding; telethonin binding.